Messenger RNA from Oncorhynchus mykiss (rainbow trout), 4758 nucleotides. RefSeq names its product E3 ubiquitin-protein ligase NRDP1. NCBI's taxonomy places the organism in Eukaryota, Metazoa, Chordata, Actinopteri, Salmoniformes, Salmonidae. Gene Ontology annotation, cellular component: plasma membrane signaling receptor complex. The record is from RefSeq and is a predicted model, not a curated record. Gene Ontology annotation, biological process: protein ubiquitination; regulation of canonical NF-kappaB signal transduction. Gene Ontology annotation, molecular function: ubiquitin protein ligase activity.
UGGCUCAAUGAAUACGCCCCUGCUGUAGUUUAGCAAACUGCAGUAACGUUACUAUGCUAGCUAACGUUAGCUAUAGUUAACUGGGUGCCAGGUCGUAAGCUACACAUUUCAUUACCUCAACAGUGUGUAGUCGUCCACAGCUGAUUUGUCCGGUAUAAUGGAUUUUAAGCCAUGGAACAAAUGCAUUUUCUGAGGACGUCAUUACCCUGGACCCAGGUUGCUCCUCUCACCUUCCCAAAACUCUGCCCCUGCGGUCUGUGGUCCACAUUUUUAAUGAAGAGGAGGGCUGAGGAUUCUGGCCCAAGGAAGGAAAGACACCGGUUGUAGUUGGUUCCGGUGAUGUGCCAUGGGCUACGACGUCACCCGGUUCCAGGGGGAAGUGGAUGAGGACCUGCUGUGCCCCAUCUGCAGUGGAGUCCUAGAGGAGCCCGUUCAGGCCCCUCACUGUGAGCACGCCUUCUGCAAUGCCUGCAUCACCCAGUGGUUCUCGCAGCAGCAGAUAUGCCCCGUGGACCGCAGCGUGGUGACGCUGGCCCACCUGCGCCCCGUGCCCCGCAUCAUGCGCAACAUGCUCUCCAAGCUGCAAAUCAACUGCGACAACGCCGGCUUUGGCUGCGUUGCCGUGCUGCGCCUGGACCAGCUGCAGUCUCACCUCAGGGACUGCCAGCACAACCCCAAGAGGCCCGUCCAGUGCGAGCAGGGCUGCGGUCUGGAGAUGCCUAAAGAUGAAGCGUCUAGCCAUAACUGCAUCAAACACCUGCGCAGCGUGGUGCAGCAACAGCAGGGCAAGAUCGCAGACCUGGAGAAGGCCUCUGCUGAACACAAGCACCAGCUAGCGGAGCAGAAACGGGACAUCCAGUUACUGAAGGCGUACAUGAGGGCCAUCCGCAGUGCCAACCCCAACCUGCAGAACCUGGAGGACACCAUUGAGUACAAUGAGAUUCUGGAGUGGGUGAACUCCCUCCAGCCGGCUCGCGUCACCCGCUGGGGCGGCAUGAUCUCAACGCCAGACGCUGUCCUCCAGGCGGUCAUCAAACGCUCACUCAUCGACAGCGGCUGCCCGCCUUCCAUCGUCAACGACCUUAUCGAGAAUGCCCACGAGAGGAACUGGCCCGCCGGCCUGGCCACGCUGGAAACGCGGCAGAUGAACCGGCGCUACUAUGAGAAUUACGUGGCCAAGCGUAUCCCGGGGAAACAGGCGGUGGUGGUGAUGGCCUGUGAGAACCAGCAUAUGGGGGAGGACAUGAUCCUGGAGCCAGGCCUGGUCAUGAUCUUUGCCCAUGGGGUGGAGGAGAUACUAUGACCCGGCUGGGGAUGGUGGAGAGCAGAGAGGGGGAGACUGACUGACCUGAAUUGAACAAAGGCGAGGAGGGAGCAGCGGAUGCUAUGACACUUAUGUCUGCGUACUGAAUGGCACCCUAUUCCCCAUAGGCCCUGGUCAAAAGUAGUGCAACUAUAUAGGGAAUAUGGUGCCAUUUUGAAUGUAGCCUAUGACACAGCAAGAGCAGGGGAAAAUCCUAUGACAGGGCAGGUUUUAAGAAGAUGAUAUGACACCAAUAGAAGGCUUUAGAGGGUUAACUAUGACAAUCGGGGGUAUGGUAGUAUCGAGUGGGGGUGUUGGAGGGACAGGUAAAAAUUGUUGGGGGGGAGGGAGAAAGUCUCCAACUAAGAGGGAAGAGGAAAUAGAAGUGUGAAGGGUAAACGUCCUGAAGAAGACACACUAAAUCAGGAUUACCCUGCUCUCUCUGCCUUAAACACGUUUUUUAUUUAGGGAAAUUAAAACUUAACAUGGAUUGAUCAGUCAUAGGAACAAACAAACAAACAAGAUUGUAGCAUAAUCUGCCUUCUCCCCGCCCCCACUGCUGCUGACAAAAUAUCCCAUUGGCUGACUAUAAUGAGAUGACUCAUCGGCCCCCUCCAUAGCUUCCAGUUAUAUAUGACUCAUAGAGAAUUAUAGAGGCCUCUAGUGGCCAAAAGGCUGUAUUAGCAUGGGCAGCGCCAUUGAGGCCUUCCACCAUUUUAAUGUCGUCAACUGUGUGGGACUUCCAACAUCAUUGGCUGGUGAACCUGUUGGAGUCAUGUCCAAAAUUGACUACUUCAAAAUUGAGAUUGCCUCAAUGGCACUGCCCAUGCUUUCAGAUGCUAUAAUGGCACAGAAACAAGGAGUCCUUUCUCUUUAUGGUAUGACUUCAUCAGAAACUCAUUUAUCAAUAAUAAAGCUAACAUAUAUGCAAUCUAAGCAUACUUCAUUGCAAAGUCCAAAAACAUUUUAAUUUUUUUAUUGAGACUAUCUGUUAGGUUUAAAGUCAACACAUUUCUUCAGAUUGUUCUGAAGAAACUCAGGACCCCUUUGAGACAGAUGUUUUCUUUAGCUCUCUGUAUCUAUUACCAUGGCAUUCUCUCUUUGGGCCAGAAAAUGUGGGUUAUUUCCUUCUUAGGAGAAGGAAUGCAUGCUGGGAUUGGUUAAUUGAAUCCUAUUGGAUGUGCUCCGCUAUAUGUGAGCCCAGGGAGGCACAUAGAAAGGGGGAACUGGUGAACAUAAACACAGAGCACGUGGAUCGCCAUUGUUUGCAAGGACGUUUGGACCAACUACAUUUCCCAUCAUUACUGCAUCACCUUCCUCUUUGUCAACAACAGACCUUGUUCCUCCUUGGGAUGCAGAGCUGAUCAAGAAUGUCACUCAAACGGUGGGAAAAGGAGUAGUGAAUGGACAGAGUCCUGGUGAAUGGUGUGGACUUGAUUUUUUUUAAUUAAAAAAAUUGACGGACUUGAGUUUCAUGCCUUAUAUUUUUGUAAAGUUAUUGUGUAUUUGAUUUUCUGAGUUAUUGAGUGUCCUAUGUUGAACUUUUUCUUUCAUGAUGCUAUCUAUAUAGUUGGUGUGAAGUGGGUCCAAUUUGUAUGAAAACAAAGCAUUUAUCCACAGCAAUUAUGUAAAAAUUUACAUCAACCAAAAGUCUUCGGUUUUUGUUAAAUUAUUUUAAUUUGGUUUACCUUGUCAAAAAGCAUAAACCUAACACCACCAUAUGUCAUGUAGCUUAUUCUAAUAUUUUGUGUCCAGUCAUACAUUAAGUACUUCUCUGUGGCGUUGGUGAUUUGUAAUGUUGUUCCCGGAUGAGGUUAGGGGAUUUGUCACCCUAACAGUUUAGACUAUUCUGGCUUAAAUCAUUCAAGCAGUGGUAGUCUACUGGCAUGCUUUCAUUUCAGCAUUUUUAUUGAUUAUUGUAUAACUCACUUGUUCGUUUGCGAACAAAACUAUUGAUUUGUGUUACUUCCAAACACCAACUAAUGAACACAAGUUCACACACACAUUUUACCUCAGCUUAUUCUGGAAAUGAAUUAAAUUCAUUUUCUGGGGGUGACUGAAUAAAAAUGGACACACACUCAGAGGAAGUAGUUGAAGCUUAACCAAGGUCUAGACUCCUCCUGAGAGCUGCUACAAAGCUGGAACAGCCUUAAUCCACUUCCUCACUCUGCAUGGCUGGCUCUCUUUGCUCUGUCAGUUAGGUGCCUUGAUAUGAUACAUGUAUGGAACUAAAACUCCGGUCCUGAAGGGCUGUGUGUCGAGCCAAGUAUACAUCUCAAGCUGUUUUUUUUUUUACAUUUCCUUUAAUGGUAUUGAACUCUUCUUUUGGAUACCCAAAUCAAAGGCUUGUAAAGUGAUUUGAAGUAAUGGGGUUAGUGAGAUGAGAUCACUAAGUAGCUUGUCGAGCAUAGGUACACACAAACAUCCCUCCAAGACUUGCGUUUCAGAUCCUUGCUAUUAUUCUUUGUAGUGUUAUGUGGCUUUGUCACCUGUGCAGAUUCAGUUAGAAUCAAUGGUAUGAAUAGAGGGCUUUGUUGUCUUUUCCUAGAGGAUGGAUGAACUACAAUACGGUCAACAAAAAGGAGAUGGACAAAGUGUUGAUAAAACUUCUGAAUAAUUAAUGAAGGAUUAAUGGCUAGAACCUCCACUUUGCUAUUCAGAAAUGUAGAAAGCAAUGAGAGACUGGGAAAAUAUGUAUUUUGACGUUAAAUACUGCAAUCUAGGGUGUAUUUACUAGGAACCAAAUGCAAGCAAACGGGUCAAAACGAGGACGGAUAGACCUGAACUUGUCCAAUAAGAAGGGCUGGUUUUAGUUUCAAUGUUUUCUGUUGCGAAAAGUUUUGCUACAUGCCCUUAGGAAUACACCCCUGUAGUCAAGAACUGACUGGGGUGUAUUCAUUAUGUCUUGCAAUGGAAAUGUUUACCGUUUGAUGCUAACAGGGAGGGCCCUACCUGAAUUUGUCCAAUAGAAACUAGUUUUCAUUGCAAAACAUCUUCCGUUUGCAGUGAACGGGAUUGCAACAGACAUAACGUUUGCAACAGAAUCCGUGUAAUGAAUACACCUGUCUGCCUUUUUCACUUAUUCAUAUACACUAGUCUUGUGAAUGUUGUGUGUGUUACUGUGAUGAUGAUGAUUAAUAAUACCACAGAACUGGGAAAGAAUUACACAUUUAUUGUAAAUUUAAGAUUUAUUGUAAAUAACUCGCUAUCACAUCAAUAUACAUAUACUGAGGCACUUCGAUUUCUGUAUCUAUCCAUAUACAUUUUGAUUUUGUGAGAUUUGUGGUUUCAUUAAAAGCUGAUAAGAAUUCCUGGUUGUUUGGAAUGUUGUAUUAUGUUAAUUGUAUUUUUAUUACUCAACCUUUUGUAUAUAUAAAUAAGGGAAUAAAAUGUAUUUCCAAAUACAAGGGGAAAUCUUUCCCGUGAAAAACAUUCAAGUAUAAAGGCCUAAACCA